Messenger RNA from Chanos chanos (milkfish), 168 nucleotides. The record is from the annotation of a RefSeq genome assembly. Lineage: Eukaryota; Metazoa; Chordata; Actinopteri; Gonorynchiformes; Chanidae.
AUGCCACAAUUAAAUCCCGCCCCAUGAUUUGCCAUCCUAAUCUUCUCAUGAUUGGUAUUCCUGACCGUCAUCCCCCCAAAAGUCCUGGGCCAUUCCUUUACCAACGAGCCCACCCCACUUAACGUGAAAAAAGCUAAACCAGAACCCUGAAACUGACCAUGGCACUAA